AUGUUAUUGUCUCUCCAUCCAAAUGUCUGGUCUCAAAAGCAUGUUCUGGAGGUUGGUGGAGCGACCGGAGCUGUAGGAGACCCAGGCGGGAGAACAGCAGAGCGUAAACUUAUGUCGGUCCAUACCAUAAACGAAAACAAACAUAAACUAGCGGCCCAACUCGAACAUUUGUUUAGCCUUGGCGCAGCUCGAGCAGCCAAGUAUCUCGAAAUCAAUCUCGAAAGACUCGCACCUCCAAAGGUUCUUGACAAUUUGGCGUGGACUAGCAACCUCACUUUACUAGAUUUUUUACGAGAUAUUGGAAAACAUGCAAAAGUCAACGUCAUGAUUUCCCGUGAUAGCGUUAAGUCCCGCCUGGAAUCAUCUCAAGGAAUAUCGUUUACCGAAUUCUCAUAUCAGCUUUUACAAGCUCAUGAUUAUCUCCACCUGUACACAACCCACGGAUGCCGCCUACAAGUCGGAGGGGCAGACCAAUGGGGCAACAUCGUCGCAGGAAUAGAUUUAAUCAAAAGGAGACACGGUACCCAGGAAGGAAAAGAGGAGGAACAAUCGGAGCCUGCAUACGGGUUCACUGUACCACUGUUAACAACCCCAUCUGGCGAAAAGUUUGGAAAGAGUGCUGGUAAUGCGGUGUGGGUAAACUCAGAAAUGACCCCGGUUCUUGACUUCUAUCAGUACUUCGUUCGCCAGUCAGACGCGGCUGUCGGUAACCUCCUUCGAAUCUUCACAUUUCUCCCACUCGAUCAAAUCGAGACAAUCAUAUCUAGGCAUGAAGAAGAUCCAGGAAAACGAUACGCUCAGCGCAUAUUGGCUCACGAAACUACUUCGCUGAUUCAUGGAGAAUCCCUUGCCCAUCAAGCUGCUGCUGCGUCGCGUGUAUUGUACGAGUCGGAUAUUCACUCCACUUCUUUAUCGAGCUUUAGGAAUGCCUUGAAAGGAGACCGCCGCUUGGUGAUUCUGCCUUCGAAUAAGCUUCUUACCACCCCAAUGGUCAAUCUUUUAGUUGAAGGGGGACUGGUGAAGUCUAAAAACCAAGCGGAUACGCUCGCGAAGCAGGGUGGCCUCCAGCUUAAUGGAUCGAAAGAAUCUAAUCCUCGGCGCGUGCUGCAGAUGGACGAUUUCGUUAAUGGAGAGUUUGCGAUAAUACGUAAAGGAAACGAACAUCUUAUACUGGGAUUGGAGAACUAA
This is a messenger RNA of Rhizoctonia solani, 1188 nucleotides long. RefSeq names its product tryptophanyl-tRNA synthetase. The transcript is spliced from 6 exons. The record is from RefSeq and is a predicted model, not a curated record. Gene Ontology annotation, cellular component: mitochondrion; cytosol. Gene Ontology annotation, biological process: tyrosyl-tRNA aminoacylation. The coding region runs from base 1 to 1188 and encodes 395 amino acids. NCBI's taxonomy places the organism in Eukaryota, Fungi, Basidiomycota, Agaricomycetes, Cantharellales, Ceratobasidiaceae. Gene Ontology annotation, molecular function: ATP binding; RNA binding; tyrosine-tRNA ligase activity.